CUUGUUUUUGGGACGCCAUGCUCUGUGUCUGCUCUCCUGGGGCAUGAACAGAAGCAGCGGUCGAAUCGAGUUGCUCAUUGAGUGAUGCUCUUGGUCCGGAAGCUCUAAAUAUGCACAGGAGCAGUUGCAUCAAUAAUAAUAUGCGUAUCCCAACAUCACCAAUGUCUUUCUCCUCGAAUAGCGGUAACAUGCCUGGUUCAUUAGUUCUUGAUGGCUCUGCUUCAAUGCAACACUUACCUCAGCAGCAGCAACAACUACAACAACAGCAAGCAGGCCAAGGUUCAGUUCCAAUGAGGGAAAACAAUUAUUCCCAUGUGGAUAAGAAACCCAGAUUAGAAGUGAAGCACGAAGACUUGUUGCAGCAGCAGAUUUUACAGCAGUUGAUCCACCGCCAGGACCCCACGGGAAGGAAUCCUCAGUUACAAGCUUUGCUUCAGCAGCAGAGACUCAGGCAACAUCAGCAGAUUCUUCAAUCCAUGUCACCCUCUCAGAGGCUCCAACUUCAGCAACAGCAGCAGCAGUUGAGACAGCAAUUACAGCAACAAGGAACUCAACAGAUUCCUCCUAAUGUACGUCCUUAUGAAGUUGGCGUCUGUGCUCGGAAAUUGAUGAUGUACUUGUAUCAUCUGCAGCAACGACCUGCUGAAAAUUGCAUUACCUAUUGGAGGAAAUUUGUGGCAGAAUACUUCUCACCUCGUGCAAAGCAAAGGUUGUGCUUGUCACAGUACGAAAGUGCUGGGCACCAUGCGCUUGGCAUGUUUCCACAGGCAGCUCCGGAUAUGUGGCAGUGUGAUCUUUGCGGCACCAAGUCUGGAAAAGGAUUUGAAGCAACUUUCGAUGUGCUUGCCAGACUUAUUGAAAUCAAAUUUGCAAGUGGCAUCAUUGAUGAGCUCUUAUAUCUGGAUCACCCACGAGAAAACAGAUUUCCCAAUGGACUGAUGAUGUUAGAAUAUAGAAAAGCAGUUCAGGAAACUGUACACGAGCAGUUCCGUGUUGUCCGUGAAGGCCAUCUUCGCAUCAUAUUCUCUCAAGAUCUGAAGAUACUGUCUUGGGAGUUUUGUGUUCGGCGUCAUGAAGAGCUUCUUCUUCGCAGACUUAUUGCUCCGCAGGUGAACCAGUUACUUCAGGUUGCACAGAAAUGCCAGAGCACGAUUUCAGAGAGUGGUUCAGAGGGAGUUUCUCAGCAGGAUUUGCAGUCAAACAGUAAUAUGGUCUUGGGAGCAGGACGGCAGCUGGCAAAGUUCAUGGAAUUACAGUCUCUGAAUGAUCUUGGCUAUCCAAAAAGAUAUAUCAGAACUCUACAGAUAUCUGAAGUUGUCAAGAGCAUGAAGGAUCUGAUGAAUUUCAGUGGCGAGAACAAAAUCGGCCCUAUCGGUAAGUCUAGAAUUCCCAUCUACAACAUUCUUCUUGAAUGGGACCCAAAACGAGGUUGCCCCUCUGGUCCUGCUUAUGUCCCUUAUACAGAGGGGUUAAAACAGCUUCUGGAACAGACAGCGACAGUGAAGCUCCAGAGACAGAAAAUGCUAGAGAUGGAGCAGUUUGGGAAUAGUGGAGCUAUGAGUGGGCCAGCUCAAGCUCAAAUGGCGUUAUCUUCAGGCACGAUGAGCGGUGCAACUGCCAACAGCAACCCCAGUAAUCGAAAUCAAAUUGUUGGUCAUGGAGCUAUGAAUGGCUCAGCUCAAGCCGCAGCAGCUCUGACCAACUACCAAAGCAUGCUUAUGAGGCAAAAUGUUAUGAAUCACCCAAAUUCAAAUACGGGAAAACAAGAGGAGUUCUCGAGUCAGAACCAAACCCCGAUUUCAAACCAGAGUCCAUCUUCUUCGUCAGAUCAGAGGCAGAACUUAGCUACAGGUGGAUUGUCCAGUUCUCUUCAAAUGCAACAGCAGCAGCGCACCAUGAAUGGGGCUCCAAACAUGCCUCCGCAGAAUCAUCCUCAUCAGUUGCAAUCACCACAUUCACAUGGUAACACUCGGGAGCAGCAGAUGCUUCAUCAGCUGUUGCAGGAGAUAUCUAAGAAUGGAGCGAGUGUGCAACAGCAACAAGCCUUUUUGGGUCAAAGUGGUAGCAACAGUAACGCAGAGAGAAACACAACUGCCUCUACUUCCAACAUCUCAGGAGGAGGCCGAGUUCCAAGCCGCAACAAUAGUUUUAAAGCAGCCUCAGACAACAACCUUCCUUUUUCAGAAGAUAUAUCGGACCAUGAUUUCUCAGAAGAUGGCUUCUUCAACAACAGUGAUAUCUAUGGUGGCUUGUAAUAUCCCCGACAGAACAGAGGCAUUGUUACUUUGACUUAACACAGUGAAAGAGAAUUUAGGGCUUAUUUUUCUCAUUUAGGUUGGUCUUUGUAUAGAAACCAAAGAGAUAUGAGACCAAAGGAGUUUGUGAUUUGUUGUAACCUACGUCUACCCAUUGGCACUUUAGCUUCUUCUUCUUUUUCCCCUUUUAGUGAUAGUGAGGUGAAAUCUUAGAUUUUGAUUUCUGCUAACACACUAUCAAGUAAUCUUAUUUCUUUUUUAUGCUUUUACUUUGAUAACAAUCUGUUUAUAGAAAGGAAUUUUACAUUAUUAAAUAGUAAUACUUGUU
Molecule: messenger RNA, 2583 nt
Organism: Arabidopsis arenosa
Lineage: Eukaryota; Viridiplantae; Streptophyta; Magnoliopsida; Brassicales; Brassicaceae
Source: the annotation of a GenBank genome assembly